AUGGCUUUCAAUAAGAAAUACGCCGGUCUUCCUGACCUGGACCCUUCCCCAGAUAUCUAUGAGACCCCCGACUUGACCGACGAAGCAUCCACCGUCCCUCCUACUACCAUUCGCACAGACUCCGAUCAUGAUGACGCCGGCUCCAGCUCUGAUAUUGACCGCGAAGGUGUCAACGCGGACCAGGCACGUAUGCACUUCAUGGGCGCCGCCGUGGAUGCCCGCGACGUCAAUUUCUCAGAUAGUAUUUCCAUGAAGCGCCAGGCAUACCGGAGCAAAGAUAAGCAUCGUCGUCAUCGUCGCAGACGUGAAGAUGGCACAGAGGAGGUCGGUGAUCUAAGUGAUAGCGAGGACGAGUCGGUGGAGCGGAGGCUUGCACGGCUACGGAGAGAGGUCGAGGACCUCAAGGUGGAGAUGGCCAAUCGGCCCGAGGAACAGGAGGGUGGAAAUGAGCCAUCGCAUGGCACAUCUGGAGAUAAGCCAGGAGAGAACCUGGGUGAUGGUGUUGCGGAGUUGAGUCGCGCCUUGGAUAAUCUGCAUGCCUCACGAGGUGCGGCGACUCCGUCGCACUCGGCUGCCGCCGUGCUAUCCCAGAAAUUGGGAUCUGAUCCUCAUUCUGCUGCGCCUGCAGACGCAAAGACACAGCCUGCCAACACACCGUCAACAGCAGUCUCCGCGGUACCUCCAGCGGCUGCAUCUUCUACGGGCAUUCUCUCCCACGCAGCAGCAUUCGACAGCCGUCUCGCCCUUCUUGAAGCAUCCAUGGGCAUUUCCAGCUCCUCAAACCCCUUCAUCGCAGACGGCUUCGGCCAAUCAGCAUUGCAGCCCGUCCUCCCAUCCUUAGACCAGCUCACCUCUCGCCUCUCAGCAUUGACGGGUCUCCUCGUGGGCAACCCGGCGUCCGGAAACCCAGGCGCACGAGGCGCAGUGGCAGGCCUGACAACCCCACAUCUCGAAGCGCUCUCCACACGGGUCCGAAAGUUAACCACAGACGCUGAAGCCCUAACAACCGCCCGCAGACGCGCCAUCGACGCCGCAAAAGCCGCUCACAACGCGCGCAUCACUUCAACAAGCUCUGAAACCGACGCACCCGCAUCGGAACCUGUUCCCGCCGCGGACGACGAGCACGCCGCUAAAAUCCAAGCUCUCUACGCUACCCUCCCAACCAUCCAGUCCCUGCACCCGCUCCUCCCCAGUGUUCUCGAGCGCCUGCGCUCCCUGCGCGCAUGUCACGCAGGCGCAGCCCACGCCGCAGACUCCCUCAACGAACUCGAAAAGCGUCAUGCCGAGAUGGCCUCUGAGAUCGAGCAGUGGCGUGAAGGCCUCGAAAAUGUCGAGGAGAAGAUGCGCCAGGGCGAGGACGCUCUCCGCUCGAAUGUAGAGACUGUCGAGCCUUGGGUGCGGGAUUUGGAGUCUCGUCUGGGACGUCUUGAGGGUCCGCCUGGUGGACUGUAA
Molecule: messenger RNA, 1452 nt
Organism: Penicillium canescens
Lineage: Eukaryota; Fungi; Ascomycota; Eurotiomycetes; Eurotiales; Aspergillaceae
Exons: 3
Coding region: 1-1452 (483 amino acids)
Biological process (GO): mitotic spindle organization
Cellular component (GO): dynactin complex; cytoplasm
Source: RefSeq, a predicted model, not a curated record